AUUAUCCCUAAAACCCUGAAAUCCCCAAAACCCAGAUUCCAAAUUGAACAUUCUAUUAAUGGCUUCUGAUGAAUCAACUAAUAGUAGUGUUGAGCAGAAACCAAGAAUACAAAUAUAUUCUACACCAAAUAAUGAGGUCACUCCUUUUUGGAAAGAGAAAUAUGAAAAGGAUGCUAAGAAAUAUUGGGAUGUGUUCUAUAAGCGUCAUCAGGACAGGUUCUUCAAGGAUCGGCAUUACUUGGAUAAAGAAUGGGGACACUUUUUCUCUGAUGCAGAGGAAAAGGUUGUUUUAGAGGUUGGAUGUGGAGCUGGGAACACUGUCUUCCCUUUAGCUGCUACCUACCCUGGUGUAUAUAUCCAUGCUUGUGACUUCUCAUCUCGUGCGAUUGACUUGGUCAAGGCACAUAAAGACUUUAAAGAGGCAAAAAUAAAUGCCUUUGCAUGUGAUAUAACAAGUGAUGACCUGGUCAAUCAUAUACCACCAUCUUCUGUCGACAUCGUAACAAUGAUAUUUGUAUUAUCUGCAGUGUCACCUGAGAAGAUGCCUUUGGCAUUGCAAAACAUUAAAAAGAUUAUGAAACCAAAUGCUUAUUUGUUAUUUCGUGACUAUGCUACGGGAGAUCUUGCUCAGGAAAGGCUUAUUUGUAAGGAUCAGAAGAUCAGUGAGAACUUUUUUGUCAGAGGGGAUGGAACUCGUGCAUUCUAUUUCUCUGAGGAAUUUUUGAAAAGUUUGUUUCAAGAAAAUGGCUUCACCUCCGAAGAGUGUGGUGUGCAUUGCAAGCAAGUGGAAAAUCGUUCUCGUGACAUAAUAAUGAAUCGGCGUUGGGUCCAAGCUGCCUUUUGUUUAGACGGUGGUGAUGUGCAGGCCCAUAAAGUUCCAAACGAGCCCGAAAUUGGAUCUGAUGUUGACAUAUCUGAAGGAUUUGCUUUUGAAAUGUUUGGCAUUUCGUCACCAAAGGAUGAGAUUAUGGAGUUAAAGUUACGAGACUGGAACUUUAAGAUCAAACUACUUUCCAAAGAGUUUCAACACACCUGCAAAUCUACUGGUUUAAUGUUAUGGGAAUCAGCUCGACUAAUGGCCUCUGUUCUUGCUUCAAACCAAACCAUAGUUUCAGGGAAAAAAGUAUUGGAGCUAGGAUCCGGUUGUGGGGGAGUCUGUUCAAUGAUUGCCACCAAAACGGCCCACAUGGUGGUCCCCACAGACGGAGAUGAUAAAGCACGAGAGCUUCUUGAAGAAAAUAUCGCUUCGAAUCUUGAAGAAUCUUUACAAUCAAAGCUACAUAUCAAGAAACUUACUUGGGGUAAUAAAGAACAUAUACAAUCGGUCAAAAAACUAUGUGGUGAUAAGGGUUUUGAUAUCAUCAUAGGGACUGAUGUUACUUAUGUAUCUGAAGCGAUCAGGCCAUUAUUUCAAACUGCAAAAGAGUUGAUUUCGAUGGAGAGAGGUGAUGAAGAGGGGUUGAGACCAGCACUUGUACUAUGCCAUAUUUUUCGUAGAGUUGAUGAAUCAUCUAUACUUUCAGCUGCAUCUUGUUUUGGUUUUGAACUCAUUGAUAGAUGGCCAGAUAACACGAAUGCGGAAAGCCCCUCCCAGAGUAUCAUCAAUAGUUGGUUUGAUGGUAGAAUUAAGGAAGAUGAUUAUGAGAAUACUGCCUUAAACAUCAUGUACUUUCAUGUCAAGUGAUCAGAUUUUUCACAAUGUUGUGCUAUAUUUUUUCUCCGGACAAGCCUCAUAAAAAGUUAAGGAACACGAUAUCUCAUUUAAAUACAUGGCGGGUAUGGAUUUUUAUUCUUUAUAAAUGUGCUUUUACAUAUUUGAUUCAAUUACUUUGUAACAAUACCGAUCACCGAUUUGUAAUGAUACUAAUUAUUGGAAAAAUCUUUCACGAAAUUCUUGAUUAA
Molecule: messenger RNA, 1902 nt
Organism: Erigeron canadensis
Lineage: Eukaryota; Viridiplantae; Streptophyta; Magnoliopsida; Asterales; Asteraceae
Exons: 13
Coding region: 59-1684 (541 amino acids)
Source: RefSeq, a predicted model, not a curated record